This is a messenger RNA of Fusarium falciforme, 1086 nucleotides long. RefSeq names its product HET domain-containing protein. Lineage: Eukaryota; Fungi; Ascomycota; Sordariomycetes; Hypocreales; Nectriaceae. The record is from RefSeq and is a predicted model, not a curated record. The coding region runs from base 1 to 1086 and encodes 361 amino acids. The transcript is spliced from 2 exons.
AUGCUAUGGAUUGAUUCCCUGUGCAUCAUACAAGAUGAUGCGAACGUCUGGGACAAGGAAUCUCAGAAAAUGGGGGACGUGUAUCAGAAUGCUUUUGUUACCAUCAUUUCGGCAUCAACGCAUUCUUGCCACGAAAGUUUCCUAAGCAGCAUGCGACAAGGCUCUGUUGCCUUGGCAAAGAGUGGUCCUGGAGAUGUUUGCAUCAAAGCGCUCAGAACAGCAGCACGAGGCCAUUAUCUUCGGUUCAACGAGUCAUACGGCGAAGAAGUUGAUCCUAUCGACGAUCGAGCAUGGACGCUGCAAGAACGCGUCCUUUCCAACCGGGCCGUCGUCUUCACCGGGGCCGAGGUACAGUGGCAGUGCCGAACUUCCAAGACAUGCGAAUGCGGUCUUCCAUCAGAGAAAACCAUCUCCGAGAUCAUCAGAGAGCAGCUUUCCAAGGCGAACCCAGGUUGGGACCCCAACAUGGCGUGGGAGAUCUUCCUGGCCGGAGACACCUAUUUUCCAACAACUUAUAUCGCGCCCAGUUUCUCAUGGGUAUCAGUGGUCGGCCCAGUGAGAUACAAGACAUACAGCCUCGGACCAGAGCCGCACUGGCUUGCUUGUCCGGUAUUACAGGACAUCGUUCAUCGAACCGAUGACACUUUCGGUGGUGCCUCUGAGGCCUACAUUGAUUUAAAAGCUGUUUUGCUUCCAGCCCGCCUUUCUAACGUGAGGGGCGGCCAAGGCUUCGAGCUGCAUAUUGACUGCAUCCCAAACGUCCGCUAUAUUACGGUAGAGGUAGACGGCCUUAUCAAGCGUAUCGCCCAAAAGGACGACUUGAUUUCUACUCUUCGGCAGUUUCCCACAACACCGGGUGGGCAUCAGCCCGGAGAGGAGGCCUUCAUCGACACUCCUAUUCAUUUCAUGCCAUUGUUUACUGAAGGCUUCAACCUUAAUCAAACUAUAACUUGGUGUCUCUUAUUGGGCUCUUUGUCAGAUAAUGCGGGGUAUGAAAGAUUAGGCAAUGCUACCGUCUAUUUCAAGACCGCAACUUCUGACUUUGAUAUACGUGAGAAAGAGAAACAAAUUAUCCGCAUAUUUUAG